UACUGUCACUGAUAAAUUUGUGCUCUCUGUCGAAAAUAUAAAUUUUUUGUUGUUCGUGAAAAGUUGAGACAAUUUUAUGCUAAUUCAAUUAUAAAAUAAGCGUGAACCACCUAACCGAACCGAUAGCAUUAACACGUUCGUCUGUGUGAAAUUGUGUGUUACAAAAGCUAUGUCGUUCAAGAAAGAUCUGCGGCUGUUAGCCAAACCAUACUAUUGGGUUAACAUUUUGCUUAGCUUGUCCUAUUUAGUGGCAAAACGGGCGCCGUACGUGUGUAAAUACGUUUUUCCAACCGAAGAUGGAAUUUGUGAACUGGAUAGUCGUGAAACGGAAAUUCUAUUUUUCUUAGUGAUUGUCGUUGCGAUUCGAACGCGUAAAACUGGGAGUGUUACAAUGAUCAAUUACCUAACAUCAUCGUUCAUUUACACAAAAAUUGCCAAUUUAAUACUAUGGUCGUAUAGUGACGUCCGGUACGGUAUUGGCUUUGCGGCCGUUUUUAUACUAUGUGCAACUGUUCUGCCAGAACCGACAUAUUCUGGUCCCGAAAAUGUUGUCUACUUCCGCACACCGACUGGCUUAGAGGACGAAAUGGAUCGGGACAAGAGAGUUGUGUGGAUUGUGACAUUUUACACCGUCUGGAAUCCGGCUUGCGUCAAUUUUGCGCCGAUAUUCGCUCAACUAUCAUCCGAAUACCAUCUGCCGAAUUUGAAAUUCGGAAAAAUGGACGUUGGUCGACAUCCGGAAGCCGGCCAAAAAUAUCACGUAUCGGACAGUUCGUUCAGUCGACAAUUGCCAACGGUGAUUCUGUUCAAAAAUGGCAAGGAAAUUAUGCGAAGACCGUGUGCCGAUUCGAAAGGGAAAUUGAUGAAGUUCUUCUUUUCCGAGGACAAUAUUCGGGCUGCGUUCGAUUUCAAUAAUUUGUACAAAGAAUGUAAGGAGAAUCCGAUUAAGACUGCUACGUCUGCCAUUGAGAAGAAGAAAAAUUAAAAAGGUUUGUCGUCGUGCCAUGUCGGAGAUUCGGUUUUGUUAUUGUAAAUUGUAUUUACCAACGUACCAACGAUGUGUUUCAAAUUGAUUGCACAAUUUUGUUUUUAUUACCGAGCUGUUCCAUGUUCAUUACUAUUCAAGGAAAAUAAUCAUUUUGUGCUUCUGGAGUGCAUAACCGUGUUUUGUUAUUUUAUUUUUAGUUUUAAUUUAAACCUUAGACCAUUUUGGUAAUAAAAAAAUUCGAUUUAAUUAGCGGAAA
Bradysia coprophila is the source of this 1244-nucleotide messenger RNA. Its product is annotated as thioredoxin-related transmembrane protein 2 homolog. The record is from RefSeq and is a predicted model, not a curated record. Gene Ontology annotation, cellular component: membrane-bounded organelle. Gene Ontology annotation, molecular function: disulfide oxidoreductase activity. NCBI's taxonomy places the organism in Eukaryota, Metazoa, Arthropoda, Insecta, Diptera, Sciaridae.